GGCCCCGGCGAGCCGGGAGAACAGACGUCAAACUGCCUUAUGAAUAUUGAUGCGGAGGCGAGGCUGCUUUCGUAGAGGAACAGAAGGAAGCAAGAUGGCUGCCCUGUAGGAUUUGUUAGAAAGGAGACCCGGCUGCGACGGUGGCGGACUGCGAGGCUAAGGGACCAGAACCAGGCUGGUAAACACUCAGCAGCUCACCCUCCCAAGACUCUCCAUGUCCCUUGUUCCUGUUCCGCUGCGGUGCUUGGAAGCAGGAGAUGGGCUCACACACAGUCAACCGGACAUGAUCCAGGAGGAGCAGUGAGGGGCAGUGCUGCUGGAUUAAUUCAAAGGGCAGCCUUGUGGAUGGCCCCGAAGCAAGCCUGAUGGAACAGGACAGAACCACCCAUCCUGAGGGUAACAGACUGAGUCCAUUCCUGAUACCAUCACCUUCUCCCGGAUGCCAGACAGAACCUCAACUCCAGAUUGGAAGCCUGUUAGCAGAGAGACAUCAUCCAGAAGAAGUAAAUGCAGACAUCAAGUGGCAGUCUUCUGAAAGCUAUUACGGAAUACCCCCCAUGAAAGGCAACCAGAGCAGUUGUGAGAGUCCAGACACCAUAAAUGAAGGCAGAGGGUAUUCCAGGUGCUUGCAAAAUCAAGGGAUAAAACGCACUGUCAGUGAACCAUCUCUCUCUGGGCUCCAUCUGGACAAGAAAUUGAAACUAGACCAAAAAGCUAAGGGAGAAGGUAAUAACUUCGGGGAAAGCAAAGAGAGAAACCCAGGUGAAAGCAGCCAUCAGCCAAAUGUCUCCAGUCUGAGCGAGAACAGAGAAGCUGUGCCCUCUGUAGCCCAGGAAAGUGCAGAUACAGCCAUCGAUAGUGCCCCGACUUGUAACUGCAAUGGAGUUGAAAACACAGAGUUGUGGAUUCUCAAGAAUCAGGAAGGGGAAAAUGGCAGGAACAUUUUACUUAAAAACAAGGCUGUGCUAAUGCCUAAUGGUGCUACAGUUUCUGCCCCUUCUGUGGAAAACACACACGGUGAACUCCUGGAAGAAACAGCAUCUCAGUGUUGUCCAGAUUGUGUUUCCAUUACAGUGCAGAAUACCACAUCUCAUGUAAAUGCCCUGACCAGUCGGGCUACUAAUGAGUUGUCUAGUGAGAUCACUCAACCAUCGCAUACCUCAGAGCAGAUCAAUUCCCCACAGACCUCAAGCUCCCAGCUGCCUCUGGAGCCAGCUGCCAUGGUGACUGAGGCCUGUGAUGCUGAUACUACCAGCAAACCAGCUGGAGUGCUAGGUACCUGUCCCUUCCAGAAACCAGAACACCAACAAAAAUCAGUUUUGGAGAUAGGUCCAUCUCCUGCGGAAAGCAAAAACAUCCAAGGAAACAUGAAGCUAUUUGCUGAAGAAUUCUGUUCCAGUUCCAACAGUGGUUUGCAAGCUUCUCAUGGCAGCUCUGAACAGUAUUUAAAGCAAAAGGAAAUCAAUGGUGCUUACUUCAGGCAAAGCUCAGUGUUCACUAAAGAUUCCACUUCUGCCACUACCAUGACUCCACCAUUACGAUUGCUUCUUUCUCCGCCUCCCGUCGUUCUUCAGCUUCCUUCAGAAGGAAAAGGCACUCUGAAUGACGGGACUUUGGAAGAAGAACACCACCACCCCUUAAGUAAUGCACCUCUCUUAAGGGAAGGGAAAAUAGAACAUCAACCUAAGGCGUCAUCAUCUUGCCAGAGUCCGAAUCCCUCUGUGCAUACAUCCAACCCCUCAUUGAUGCUUCCAGAAGGGCAUCAGAAUAAUGGUGUCUCAGUGCGCUCUGAACAGACAAGAACAAUGUCAGAACAUCUCAAGUAUUACCCACCAAAUCAUGGCCACAGUGGAGACUUACAAGAGCACAACCUGCAUCCGAUGGGACACAGGGAACGAGAGAUUCUGAAGGAUGAAAACAGGGAACAAACCCAAGAUUCAGUGCUGGCAGCCCAGCGCUAUCUGAAACCUGGAUGGAUUGAACUGAAGACCUCUCGUUUUCUUGAAGUGCACCACAAAAAUAUAAGUCAACCACAAAAAUAUAAGGAUGCAAUGUUUCAAUCAGUCCUUCGUUAUCAGGCCAGCCCUUCCAAUCAGAUGUCCUCUAAACAGUGCACUAGAAAUUUAAACAUGCCAGGAGGAUUUGCAAAUCAACCUUACAUCCAGAAAACUGCUCAGCCAGAGCAGAAGUCACAAAUGUACCAAGUGGAGAUGAAUCAAGGACAUUCUCCUGGUAUGGGGGACCAACAUCUACAGUUCCAGCCAGCUUCAUACCAGGAGUGCAUCUCCAAGGCAGACCCCUCUCCUGGCGCUCACGUGCUGGCCCCAAGUGCUCCUCUCUUUCAUUUCCAGCAAAGAGCAAAUCCCUCCAGUGAUGAGCACUUGAAUCAACAGGCCACAGAGACCGAACCAUUUUCAAACUUUUUACAGCCUAAGCCUCAUAAGCAGGCAGCACAAACACAAGCAUCCCAGAACUCAAAUCUCCCUCAAAGCUGCCAGCAGCAGCAGCAAUUACAGAGGAAGACUGAAGAACAGAUGCCUCAGACUUUCUCUCACCUCCAAGGUAGCAGUGAUAAGCACAGAGAAACAUCAUGCACCAGCCAGAUUAAAGUGGAAGAAUGCUAUAGUACUGAAAACCAGUAUUCAAAAUCAAGUAAUUUCCAGACUCAUAACAACACCCAAGGGGGGGUGGAGCAAGUACAGAAUAUGAGUAGUAAAAGUUCUCCUUAUGUGAAGACCUUAAAAUCAAAUAUAAGCAAGUUACAGACUCCCUGUUCAAACGAUACACACCCAGUUCCUGAACAUCCUGGACUCUUUGCAGGAAAUAAGACCCCAAACCUGCAAAACAUGCAAUACUUUCCAAAUGAUGUGACCCCAAAUCAGGACAUUCAUCACAGGUGCUUUCCAGAACAAGAACAGAAGCCUCCACAAACCCUGGCUCUGCAGGGAUUUCAAGGCAAAAGCCAAGAGACAGAGAGAGCAAAGCUAGCUGAACUUGCUCAGCAGAGGUACUUGGUGCAUUAUCAAGCAAAGGCACUCCCUGUGCCCAAGCAAGGAGGGAGUCAGAUGCAGAUCCCUCCUCAGAGGGACAUUCAGAAGCAUGCUGCCCUAAGAUUUCUCCUCUUACAGAAGCAAGAACAGCAACAAACGCAGCAAUCCCAGGCUGACUCUUGUCCCCCUAAUCAGAUGCACAGGCCAAUCAAGACUGAGCCUGGAUCCAAACCCUCUUCCUGUAAACGCCCCGUGUCCGCACCCGAAGAAAAAAUACCCAAUAGGAUAAAGCUAGAGACUUCCCCACCACGCUGUGAUCAUGGGGUGCCCAAGAGCAUCCUUGAGACGAUGGAGCAGCAUCUGAAGCAGUUUCAGCUCCACUCAUUGUUUGACAAUGCGUCCCUGACUCUGACUCUCAAACCACAAAAACAAAUCAAAGGAGAGACACCAUCCACCAUCACAGUUUGUCGGACCAAAACCGAAGCUGCAGAAUCUGAGACCCAUACCCCAGCUACAGAUGAGACGCCAACCAAAAGAACCGUUGGUAACACUCUCAACAAUCUUUCAGAAGUACCUAUCAAGACUCAAUAUGAUUUCCCAUCAUGCAGAUGUGUAGAACAAAUUAUUGAAAAAGAUGAAGGUCCUUUUUAUACCCAUGUAGCAGCUGGUCCUAAUGUGGCAGCUAUUAGAACAAUCAUGGAAGAAAGGUUUGGAGAGAAGGGUAAAGCUAUUAGGAUUGAAAAAGUCAUCUAUACUGGUAAAGAAGGCAAAAGUUCUCAGGGAUGUCCUAUUGCUAAAUGGGUGCUUCGAAGAAUGACCGUGGAGGAGAAGCUGAUGUGCUUGGUUCGAGAGCGAGCUGGCCACACCUGUGAGGCUGCUGUGAUUGUGAUUCUCAUCGCGAUAUGGGAUGGAAUCCCAAGGAGUCUGGCUGACCAACUCUACACAGAUUGUUCAGAGAUCCUGAGUAAACACGGUGCACCCACUAGUCGGCGCUGUGCCCUGAAUGAAGAGAGAAACUGUGCUUGUCAGGGCUUGGAUCCAGAAACCUGUGGUGCCUCCUUUUCUUUUGGUUGUUCUUGGAGCAUGUACUAUAAUGGAUGUAAGUAUGCCAGAAGCAAGAACCCAAGGAAAUUUAAGCUACUUGGAGAUUAUCCAAAAGAGGAAGAGAAACUAGAAUCACAUUUUCAAAACCUGGCUACUUUACUUGCUCCAAUAUACAAAAGAAUGGCACCUGAUGCAUACAAUAAUCAGGUUGAAUUUGAACACAGAGCUCCCGAGUGCCGUUUGGGUCUGAAGGAAGGCCGACCAUUCUCAGGGGUCACUGCAUGUGUGGACUUCUCUGCUCACUCCCACAGAGACCUGCACAACAUGGCGAAUGGCUGUACAGUGGUGUGCACCCUCACUAGGGAAGACAAUCGGGAAAUUGGAGUGAAGCCGGAGGAUGAGCAGCUCCAUGUCUUGCCCAUGUACAUACUUGCUCCUGUGGAUGAGUUUGGGAGUGCUGAAGGUCAGGAGGAGAAGAUACGAAAUGGGUCCAUUGAGGUUUUGACCUCUUUUCGGAAGAAGAAGAUAAAGUUAGCAGUGCGGGCCAAGAGUGACCGACAAAGAAAACUGGAGGCCAGGAAAGCUGCAGCUGAAAAACUUGCUUCCCUGGAGAACUGCUCAAAAGGGAAUGAAAAGGACAAGUCUUCCUCACGUACAAAGCAGAUGGAAACUGCAAGUCAUAUGAAGCAGCUGCCAGAACAACUGCGGCUUUCAGGAUCAGUCAUUCAGCAGCCCCAGCCACUCCAGAGGUACCUUCAGCAAGUGCCACAGUCACACCAGCCACAGCCACCACAGACACAGCCACCACAGACACAGCCACAGCAUAACUUGCCCAGUAACACUCAGUCUGAGUCCAUUGGCUCUUACUCCACCAACCCGUACAUGAGACGGCCCAAUCCACUUAGUCCUUAUCCAAACUCUUCACACACUUCAGAUAUUUAUGGAGAUGCCAACCAUGUGAACCUUUAUCCCACCUCAUCUCAAGCUGCAAGUUCAUAUUUGAGUCCUUCUGACCCCAUGAACCCCUACCCUGGGCAUUUCAAUCAGAAUAACCAAUAUGCAGCAUAUCAGUGCAAUGGGAAUGUGUCCAUGGACAACUGCUCUCCUUUCUUAGGUUCUUACUCCCAGUCUCAGCCUGGGGAUCUGUGUAGAUAUCCAGGCCAGGACCAUCUCACCAAGCUGAACCUCCCACCAAUCCACACAUUUUACCAACAGAGGUAUUUAAGUUAUGGAAACCAAAACAUGCAGGGAGAUGCCUUUACCAACUGUCCCAUAAAUCCAAAUGUACACUACCUGGCAACUAUUUCUGCUUAUCCCACCCCUGAGAUGGAUGGCCAUUUCACGGGAGCUGCCUCCAGAUUACCACACAGCAUGAGCAAUCCAAACACUGACGUCAGAAACAGUGAGCAUCAUCCACCUUCUCACACGACCCACAGCUACACCACAGCAGCCGCGGGCAGGACGAACAGCUCCAACGACGCCUUCCACAAGGAGGACGCCAUGCUCUCGCACACAGUGAAUGGGCUAUCAAGGGUGCUUCCAGGGUUUAAUCACGGUAGUCCUGCUUCUGCCCAAGGUCUAUUACCCAAUCUGCCUGAGAGCAGUCAGGAGAAGCAGCCUGGGGCAGCAAGCCAGGACAUGGCUUCUUCUGUGGAGGAGGCUGCUUCUGUGGAGGUUUGGUCAGACAGUGAGCACUGCUUUCUGGAUCCUGACAUUGGAGGUGUGGCUGUGGCUCUAACUCAUGGAUCAAUUCUCAUUGAGUGUGCAAAGCGAGAGUAUCAUGCCACCACCAAAGUCAAUAAUCCUAAAAGAGGUAACGCCGCAAGGAUCUCACUUGUAUUUUAUCAGCAUAAGAGCCUGAAUGACCCAAAACAUGGUUUGGCUCGCUGGGAAGCCAAAGUGGCAGAAAAGAACCGAGGGAAAGAGGAAGAGUGUGGACCAGACCACGUGUCUCAGAAAAGCCAUGGCAAAAGGGUGAAACGUGAGCCCACAGAGUUGCAGGAACCUUCUGAGCCCAGUUACCUGCGCUUCAUCCAGUCCCUUGCUGAGAACACAGGGUCCCUGACCACAAACUCCACAGUGACUACAUCUCCAUAUGCCUGCACUCGGGUCACGGGGCCUUACAACACAUUUAAAUGAUGCUGCCCCUUGUGCCAGACCAAGAACAACCUCUCUUUCAUGGCAUGGGCCGUAGGGGCAGGUCACAGCAUCCAUGACAAAUGCAGUGUGUGUGUGUGUAUGUGUGCAUUGGGGGCAUGUCAGCUCACCAGCAAAAUAGGGAUUAAUUUUACCAUUGCACUUAAUCUCCACUGACUUCCCAAGUGGUCACUGGAGGCAUUCAGGAAGAAGACCAAAGCAUCCUAUGCAAAGGGAAGGUGAGAAGAAAGUGCUCUACAAUUCCUAUUUUCAAAACCACUGGUUCUCUUAUUGGCUAUGGUCUUUUGUGUGUGAGAUGCUCCCCGACCACUCGACACAUGUGACCACUUCUGAAACCGAGUUUGCAUAGUCAUGGGACACAGUACUGUAGUAGGACAGUUGCAGGAAUCAUCUGGUGCUGAUCUAUGAUGUACCGAAUACUGGAAUUGUGGCUUUUUAGCAUGCAGUUUUUACUGUAAUAUCUUAAUAUUAACUUAUUUAUCCAAGUAGCUACAGGAAGAUUACGUGAAUAAUGGAAAAACACUGAAUUCGUUUGGGUGUUACAUGAAAUGGUGCUACAAAAAUGGUGUCUUUAAUAGCUGAAGAAUUGAUGCCUUUUUAUCACGCUACCAGUACAGUCUUGGUGCCCUUGAAGAACUGGGGUACCUUCCAUUUACAUUUCUGUCUUAUUCUUAUACAGCUUACUUUUUAAAAUGUGGACAUUUUAAAGGCCUGGAUUGUGCUCAUCCAGUGAUGUCUUUGUAGGACUAUAAACAUAAUGUAUACAUAUACACAUUUUUAUAUGUGCAAAUAUGUGUAUAUUGAAAUAUUUUAAGUGGUGUUUUAGAAGCACUUUGCCUACCUAAGCUUUGGCAACUUGAACAAUGCUAAGGUACUGAGAUGUUUUUUUUAAAAAGUUUACUUUCAUUUAGGAUUAAAAGAUUAUUUUUUUUAAAGGAAAGCUUUUAAAACAUUUGCUUUUAGCCAUGUAUCUGCUGAUGAGCAGUAUUCUUUGUUGACACGCCUGUAAAAUCCAAACCGAAGCUGAACAGAUGUGUUAGUCCACAAAACACAUGCUUUCUGGUGCUCAUCUUACAUGCUAUACUAAUGGUAUGACAAGUUCAUUGCUUCUGUGUGUCCAGUUUCAGAUUCUCUGCUAAUGCAGGCAAUAACUAGCUGAACGCUACAGAGCCAGCCAAGCUUGUCCACUUAAGCUGUCUGGUGGGCCUGUAUAUUCUUCAGGACAGCAGCAGGCUGCCUCUGUGUGACUCAUGCAUUGCAAUGUCAUUUCUUUGCUCAAGUGUUCUAGUUACCAGGAAGCUGGAGUGGACUGAUGCCUGCGUCAGAUGAGUAGACAGGGUUGAGUCCAUAUGAAUCUGUUGGUUGCAUAACAAAAUCCCUAAACAAAAUAGGCAGCUGGUUUGCUGUGGUGAUUUCAAAUCAUAAUUUGUAUAAAAAGAUAAAAGUUGUAUAGUAAAUUAAAUUGUAAAACAAAACUUUUUUAAUGAAAUGCUUUAGUAUUUUAGUACUGUAAAAAAUUAAAUAUAUACAUAUGUAUAUAUAGUAUAUAUAUAUAUAUAUGAGAUUGAAACAAAAUUCACAUCACGAUGGUGCUACUCAGACUGCUACACAGAUGCUAAUGUGAGCUAAGAAUUGAUUAUAAGUUUGAGUGAUGUUCCUACUUGUCAUAUACCUCAACACUAGUUUGGCAAUGGGAUAUAUUGAACUAAGUGAAAGCUUAUAGCAUUGUAUACCACCAUUUUUAAAAAAGUCUUUUUAUUAUUAAAACAUACCGUUUUUUAAUACUUGAUUUCUUAGCAAGUAUAACUUGAAUUUCAAACUUUUUGUUCUAAAAAUUCAGGGAUAUUUCAGCUCGUUCUCCUUAUGCCAACAUGUCAUCUGUGUUUAUGUAAAGUUGUCAGUUAAUAUAUUUUUCAGGGAUUUAAUUCUUAUUUCAAAUCCCUCCUAUUUUGUUUGUACAUGGACUGAUAGCUGCAACUAAUUUUGUAAACUUGUUGACUUUUGAUUAUAAAGAAAAGCAUUUUUAAAGUUUGGAGAGUUUCAGUGAUUUUAAAAAGUAAACAAUUUAAAAUAGAAUACACUGACCUGAUAAAGGGAAACUUGUGAAAGAAAAGGUCAUCAUGUGGCUGUUGGCCAAGUCCUCAAAGGUUUUUUGAUCUAGUAAUGACUACAGGUUCCUGUCCAUGAGUGUCUUUAAACAGUGCUAGAACCUGCUGGUGUGCUGUGCAAUAGGACUCUUGUUACAUUGUGGCCUAAAUAUGGUGUUGCUUACUAGCUUUUCAAUUAGCUUUAUGAUCAGUGGAGACCUUUGUAAUUAAUUGGUCACAUUUUGUCAUUAAAACUUUCCAAAUGUCUCCUUGGUGCACACACACACACACUAAACGUAAGUUUAAUGGUUUUCACACCAUGAUGUUGAGUCCACAACAUCGGGUUCCUGCAGGUGCAUUUGGCAAUGUUGAGCCAUCCAUUCAUGAGGAAUGCUUGCUUUUGUAUGUCACCCACUGUCAUUUGUCAAACUGCUGGCCAACAGGAACAGGGAGUGCGGUUUAGAGAGGGUGGGUCGUGUAGGAAGAGAGGCAAUUAAAUGACAUGCAACCUCUCAAUUAGAUCAAUGGAAAGCAGCCCAGUGAUUGGCUUCUAUAGGAGUAGGUUGACUACAGAGCCAUACUUGAAAGUGUUUCUGCAUGGUGUCAACAUUGCUUGAAUGAAAUUUUCAUCUUGAUUGACGAACAGUGAGGGAGAGUUCACUUUACAAAGGUAGUUGUUAACUUAGGAAAAGGUUUUGCAGUUUGACACUAAGAUAUUGAACUUCUGUGUGCAUUUUUCUAUGGAUUAUUUUUUUAACUUAGUUUCAUUCAUGAGAUACUGGGUUUGUUUAUAAAAUCUGAGGGUGGUUAUAAAUACUGUAAGUAUUGUAAUGUUAUGCAGGCUAUUUGAAAGCUGUUUAUUAUUAUAUCAUUCCUGAUAAUGCUAUGUGAGUGUUUUUAAUAAAAUUUAUAUUUAUUUAAUGCA
This is a messenger RNA of Peromyscus maniculatus bairdii (prairie deer mouse), 9203 nucleotides long. RefSeq names its product tet methylcytosine dioxygenase 2 (gene Tet2). Gene Ontology annotation, biological process: chromosomal 5-methylcytosine DNA demethylation, oxidation pathway; myeloid cell differentiation; positive regulation of transcription by RNA polymerase II. NCBI's taxonomy places the organism in Eukaryota, Metazoa, Chordata, Mammalia, Rodentia, Cricetidae. Gene Ontology annotation, cellular component: nucleus. Gene Ontology annotation, molecular function: DNA 5-methylcytosine dioxygenase activity. The record is from RefSeq and is a predicted model, not a curated record.